This is a messenger RNA of Biomphalaria glabrata, 5556 nucleotides long. RefSeq lists its product as uncharacterized. Bases 478 to 1026 code for a protein of 182 amino acids. The transcript has 5 exons. NCBI's taxonomy places the organism in Eukaryota, Metazoa, Mollusca, Gastropoda, Planorbidae. The record is from RefSeq and is a predicted model, not a curated record.
GAAUGAAACCCAAGUGAUUUACAAUAGACGCAGUCAUUGACUAGUGCUAGUGGCGACGCCAUUAUAUAUAGGCAAUAUUUAUAGUAUGUUGGCGUUGGAUCCCUGCUCGCUAUACACCGGAAUAUCAUUCAGUUUAGGAGUGCUGUUUUCUCUAAGUAACUAGAUCUACAGUUACUCUGUAUUACUGUUACUGUUAUAGUGGUCUGUACUAGAGAUAGUCAAUGUUGUAUCGUAGGGGUGAACCUAUAUCUAGUUCUGUCUCGUGUUUAUUAGUAAAAAUUAAAGGGAAAUAACAAAUCUAGUUCUAAUGGUAGAAAAUCGUUUUGUGCCAGUUAGAGUUAAUGCCCCGGACACAGAAGGAGACAUCAAAAUUCCAUGUUGAUUACAUUUCUUUUGGACUGGUACAAUGUCCCAGUCGAUCACUUUACACUGUUCGUUGGAUAAUAAAUAUUCAAGAACAUACUGACCACAUCAGGAAUGAAUGUUGAAAGUCAUACGCCUGAGAGAAAAAUCGAUACCAAGAAUAAAAUAGCUGUGUUGAUCUGGUUAUGUUUGGUGUCAGGCCUGGGAGCUAUGAAGAUAAUAGUUGGUUCUAUCAACAUCAACAGCGGGUGCCUCGGUCUGAGCCUGCUGCCCUACUACUUUUUGAUUGGUGGUGUUUUGGCUCUAGUCCCAGCUUGCCUGACUCUUCUGGUGUCCUGUUGUAGGCAGAGUGAGAACCUCUCGGACAUGUGGGGACUGAUGGCCAAGGUGUUGGCCUUUUGGUUGCUGCUCCUCAUCACCGGUACCCUGUAUAUAGUGACCAAUGCGGUCAAGGUGACCAGUGUGGAUAGACUCUGUUCCCACUCCUGGUUCGUCAUCCUAGCUUUCUGUGUUCUGGCAGCUGAUUGGCUGACAGUCGUCUUCUUCUAUCGUCUGUUCUGCAAGCUCGAGACUUUGCCGGAAGCUAGGCCAGAAACCCCACAGCCAUGCGCGGAAGACUCGCCAUUCUAUUUAUGGAAGAUGAGGCAACGAAUUGUCGUCUGAAAUAGUUAGACGGCUUCAUUGCAUUGCAAAAUCAAGAACCAGAUAAGGAAAACUAAGCGCCAACUGUAGCCCUGUCAUCUAGUCAGAAGAGGCAAUUGGUCAUCUUAAUGUCCACAGAUGGGCUUUGGUCGUAACGGUUGGAACAAGAAGAGCGCUUUCCUUUAAUUAAGAGAACUUAAUUGUAAUAAAUUAAUAGCGUGGUUAUUAUUACGAUAUAUCUAAGAUAUUAUGCAUGGUCCUAAACACCUGUUCUGUUAAAUAGAAUGUUAUUUUAUAGAACCCGAACAUCGCAAUUUUGUCUGCUGGCAUAUGGUUGCAUAUCACCAUAAGGCAGAUGAAACCACUGAUUAAUCUUGCCUGCUUGUGAUUUUAUAGUGAAUUGCAAGACUGGUAGAUCUACUUUUCAAUUCAGAGUAAUUUAUGAAGAAUCCGGAAGCAACUACAGAGAAAGGGGCAUUCUAAAACUAUUAGAAAUGUCCAAUGAACCAUUGUGGUGAAAUAAACGAGUAAACUCAAGAAAACAUUCGUCUUUCACUGAAGCUGUAAAGCUAAAACAUCUUAUUGUGCCGAUUUUUUUUUUUAGUGUAGAGGGUGUCAAAGUUAACACCAAGCGGCUUAUACGCCCUCAGUGUGGGAUGUGUGUGAGACAAAGAGAGAGAGAGAGAAAUUUAUUUUCAAUACGCUUGUAAAUUUGGUUGUGUGUGUGUGUCGGUCUCUGUCUCUGUGGCAUUUUACGUCUCGAGAGACGAUCUUUUCCCAUUGCUACUUCUUGUGUGACUAAAGAGGCCAAUCCUUGAUACACGGCUGCGAUCGCAGGUUGGGCAUACGUGAUCACCAGGCGCCGUUGCAUUUUCACCCUUCUUUCUGCUUCUGUUGUGUACAUCGUAUGUCAGGAAUCUAUUACAGUUAAGUUGAAUCAUGGAUGAAGUUAAAAAUUUCGAACUUUAAAAUGACUGUCCUUACCGGGAUUUGAACUCGAAAUCCAUCAGUUCGAACACCUAGCAUUUUACCACUUGGCCACCACACCCCCUAGUUUAAUUAAUGCUUAAGCGUUAUUUUUUUUUUAAUUUCUGUAUGUUUAUUUUGUCUUUAUGGUUGCUACGUUUAUAUGUGAUCUUUUUAAAUAUUAUCUCUGUAUAUAUAAUUUUCUAUGUCGCCCAACCAUGCGGGACACCACGCACGCACACCGACCCUCUAAACCUCCCCCCGCCCGCACCCUCGUCUUCCUCACUCUCCAGACAUGCGCACACAGCCGUUUGCCCAAACCCACCCCAUUUGAACAACUUUGUCUUUUAGGAAGUGUUCACCCGUCACUAAAUAGCGGAGUAUAAUACGCCGCGGGUCGACUAGUAUAAUAUAUUAUGUUAGGCGCUUCCGCGCUGUGUCUUAUACAGAUAAAGAACGGAGGCAACACUCAAAUAUAGAAAUCCAACAACACAGGUGAAAUGCCAACAAGAUGUGAUAGCCGACGCUGAUAGCGAAUGUCGAAUAAGUUAAAUAAUAACGAAGGGAACUGUCGAAAGUCGUCAAGCUAAAUCUCUACGUUCAUAAAAACUGCCUCUCUCUAGAGCCUUCAAAAGUAGUCUGUUUUUCAUUUCGCUAUUUUAACUCUUUCUCUCCGUAAUUAUUUACCACAUUCUGAUGGAAUCAACGCUGGUAUCGUCGGUUAGGAGAGAAAGAGUUAAUCCUAAAAUACUAGUCUUGGUUUGGACUUUGUCGGGACAUUGUCAAAAACUUUCCCUUUCUAUGAAACAAAUAAACUAAUUCCUAAUCGAGGCCGUCAACAAUUAUAAGACAUGUUUUGGAGUCCGAAGAUUAAUGAGGAGUUCAGUAUUUCACGUGGCUAUGGAGCCCCAGUUUAAAUAUAAGUCUGUUUGAAACGUGAUCUGUUUAUCUUAUCUUAUAUAAUACAGACGUUACUUCAAAAAAGAAGAGGGUCUCUGAUUAUAAGUGCUCUGUUAAUAUGUUGCGAAAAGAUAAUCUAUAUCGACCACCUGCGGACAAUGGUUAUGCUUGCCCUAGAUGUGGCAAAAUAUGUAGGUCACAGCUGGGACAAGCCUUAUUAUAUGCUGUGUGCUUAAAUGUGGACCAUGUUUAUAAGUGGUUUCUGUCUAAAUGUGGUCUGUUUCUAAGUGGACUCCGUUUAUAUGUGGUCUCUGUUUAUAUGUGGUCUGUUUAUUUGCGGUCUGUUUAUAUGUGGUAUGUUUAAAUGUGCUAUCUGUAUUUAUGUGGUCUGUUUAUAUAUGAUAUGUUUAUAUGUGAUCUAUCCCUUUCUCUAAAAAUUGUUCUCUAGAGAUUCUGUGUAAGUAUGUAUGAGAUUCAACAAAGUCUGUUGGCUUAUUAUUAUGUGAAUGUGAUUCUUUUGUAAGUCACUGCCAGGUCGUAUUGACGUCACCUAUGGGUGUGGCCAGGAGAUCGAGCAAUGUGGAAAUCAAUAAGGCGAACCUUGAUCGUACACCUGUGUGAUCACGUGAUUGAUCAGAACAAACUCUUAUACAGUCAGGCCGAAUUCUAUUCCAAUGCACGUUUCGGUACGGCCAGAUUGUGACUAUGCUUUGGUUACCUGGAUUAUGAGCAGUACCUUUGGCUAUAAUGUUUACCCAUUAAUACCAUGAAAUGAAGUAUCGUUGUUCGGGCCACACCUUGUCCUCGUACCAGAAAUCACAGCCUCAGAAACAUGAGUUCAUUUCGUCAGAUGCCAGUACAAUGCUUUCCCAGAUGUGUCUUUUUGCUUAAUGUAAAUGUGUAUUUUUAUACCAAGUGUAAAGUGUCUUUUUUUUAAAUACCUAGUGUAAAUGUGUCUUUUUUAUACCUAGUGUAAAUGUGUAUUUUUUUUUAUACCUAGUGUAAAUGUGUAUUUUUUAUAUCUAGUGUAAAUGUGUCUUUUUUUUAAAAUACCUAGUGUAAAUGUGUCUUUUUUGUACCAAGUGUAAAUGUGUCUUUUUUAUACCUAGUGUAAAUGUGUAUUUUUUAUAUCUAGUGUAAAUGUGUCUUUUUUAAAAUACCUAGUGUAAAUGUGUCUUUUUUGUACCAAGUGUAAAUGUGUCUUUUUUAUACCUAGUGUAAAUGUGUAUUUUUUUAUACCUAGUAUAAAUGUGUAUUUUUUUAUACCUAGUGUAAAUGUGUAUUUUUUAUACCUAGUGUAAAUGUGUCUUUUUUGUACCAAGUGUACAUGUGUCUUUUUUGUACCAAGUGUAAAUGUGUCUUUUUUGUACCAAGUGUAAAUGUGUCUUUUUUAUACCUAGUGUAAAUGUGUAUUUUUUUUAUACCUAGUGUAAACGUGUUUUUUUUAUACCUAGUGUAAAUGUGUCUUUUUUGUACCAAGUGUAAAUGUGUCUUUUUUAUACCAAGUGUAAAUGUGUCUUUUUUGUACCAAGUGUAAAUGUGUCUUUUUUAUACCAAGUGUAAAUGUGUCUUUUUUUGUACCAAGUGUAAAUGUGUCUUUUUAUACCAAGUGUAAAUGUGUCUUUUUUUUUUUAUACCUAGUGUAAAUGUGUCUUUUUUAUACCUAGUGUAAAUGUGUCUUUUUUGUACCAAGUGUAAAUGUGUAUUUUUUAUACCUAGUGUAAAUGUGUAUUUUUUAUACCUAGUGUAAAUGUGUCUUUUUUAUACCUAGUGUAAAUGUGUCUUUUUUUAUACCUAGUGUAAAUGUGUCUUUUUUAUACCUUGUGUAAAUGUGUCUUUUUUAUACCUAGUGUAAAUGUGUAUUUUUUAUACCUAGUGUAAAUGUGUAUUUUUUAUACCCAGUAUAAAUGUGUCUUUUUUAUACCUAGUGUAAAUGUGUCUUUUUUAUACCUAGUGUAAAUGUGUAUUUUUUUUAUACUUAGUGUAAAUGUGUAUUUUUUAUACCUAGUGUAAAUGUGUCUUUUUUAUACCUAGUGUAAAUGUGUAUUUUUUAUACCUAGUAUAAAUGUGUCUUUUUUAUACCUAGUGUAUAUAUAUAUUUUAAGUUGCGAAAUUUUAUUAUUUUCGCUGUUUCUUUUCAAUUUUUAAAAUUUCAUUCACGGCCACCACAUUCACUUCGCAUAGGGCCUCCAAUCAUCUAAGACCGGCCCUGUUAAAUUUUCUGUUCCAUUUACUUGUGUUAAUGUUGAAAUGUAAAUAAUAAUACGCUUGUCUUCGAAUCCGAAGAUUAAAUGAGGAGUGCAUUAAAUGUAACUAACAUUAUCCUAACAAUCGAGUCAGAUGAAAUGUUUAGCUUAGUUAAGUUUAUAUUGCCCUUGUUGGCUUACAAUAUUUGUGUAUAAAAUUAUAUAUUUAUAUGUUUCACGUAGGCUACUAAUGGUGUUGGACAACGGCUCGCUAGAGUCUGAUGUGUAUUAUAAAUUGUGUGUUGACUUGUGUGUUGCAAACACAUGUUUUGGUAAUCGCAGUAUUGUGCUGGAGUGAAGUGAACUCAGUGAUAUGUGGGGGUGCAGUUAACAGAACAAGAGGAGACACGAGAGGUGACAAAGAGAGAGAGAGAGAGAUACAGAGAGACUGAGAGAGAGAGAGAGAAAGAGAGAUUUAGAGAGAGAUAGAAAGAGAGAG